Molecule: messenger RNA, 3562 nt
Organism: Oncorhynchus nerka (sockeye salmon)
Lineage: Eukaryota; Metazoa; Chordata; Actinopteri; Salmoniformes; Salmonidae
Product: netrin-4-like
Exons: 11
Coding region: 621-2666 (681 amino acids)
Biological process (GO): tissue development; animal organ morphogenesis
Cellular component (GO): basement membrane
Molecular function (GO): extracellular matrix structural constituent; protein binding
Source: RefSeq, a predicted model, not a curated record
ACAACCAAAUGGCACCCUAUUCCCUAUAGUACGCUAUACUUUUGACAAGAGAGAAUAGGGUGCCAUUUGAGAUUGAACUAUAUUUAGAGGGCUGAGGGAGGGGAUAAGGUUAGCAUUUGGGAAAUAACCAUACAGUUGUUGGGAAAGACUAUUAAAUGCCUAGGCGUUCGACCUUUCCAUAUGUAUAUUUUAUUUUUCAAACAUUGAUGAUGUAUUUGAGUACACAGGAAUGCUCAACCUUUUACAAACGAUAUUGGACACUUUAACAAGCCUGAAGACGGUGACGCGUACCUGUAACCUAGAUUAAUGCACAGUGAUGACUUCGUUAUAACUGAAUGAUAUUCGAUAGGUAGCAGACAUCGUUUAUGAUCGACAUCCAAUCGACGGUGAGUGUUUUAUUCUUCAAUAGGCCUAAUUACCGCUUCGGUUUGUUAAUGCUGGAGGCGUCGUGCCGCUUCGGAGACAGCUCACUUGGCUAAAGUCAAUCGUCUUGAGGAAACGUGCCUUCACUUGUUGUCACUAUAAAAACAGACCUUCAUCGCUGUUCUCUCUCAACUGUUCACACAAGCAGCAGCUAGGCUACCUGACUGUCUCAGUAUGUUCUAGAACAGUCUUCAGGGAUGUUCAAGAUGAGACGCUGGACUUUACUUGUCGUGAUUGCUCUUUGUGUGUCUCCGUUUCUUUUGGCUGGUCCUUCCAGCUCUUCAGGUCCAGUCUCAGAGACCCAGAGCCGCUGUGCUGGCCGGGCCUGUAACCCUCCCAUGGGGAACCUCGCCUUGGGCCGAGGACUACUCACCCAGUCAGUGUGUGGAGUCAACUCCACUGAGCCCUACUGCUCCUACCAGCAGAUGUUUAGCUCUACCUCUUCCUUCCACAGAGACACUUCCUGUCCAGCAGCACCCAAAUGCAGCAAGUGCAACGCAGCUCUCCCCCACCAGGCUCACCUGGCCUCUGCCAUGACCGAUUCCUCAUUCCGAUACCCAGAUACCUGGUGGCAGUCUGCCGAGGGGGCGGAGACAGAAACCCUCCAACUAAACCUGGAGACAGAGUUCUACUUCACGCAUCUGAUCCUGGUGUUCCGCUCCCCUCGGCCCGCCGCCAUGUUGCUGGAGCGUUCUCAGGACCACGGGAGGACCUGGAAGACCCUCAGGUACUUUGCGAGGGACUGUGAGGACACCUUCGGCCUGGCAGAGGAGGCUUGUGUGAAGGAGAAAGGAGAGAGCGGGGCGGCCUGCACCUCCAAAUACUCAGGAGCGUUCCCAUGUACCAGAGGAGAGGUGAUCUAUCGCGCCCUGUCCCCCUGGUACUCACUGGACCCCUACGGCCCAGCAGCCCAGACUCAGUUGAUGGUCACCAACCUGCGGGUGCGUCUGCUGCAGCGCCAGCCUUGCCCCUGCCAGGCUAAAGACCCAGAUAUCCAGGCACUGCCCACGAACCAUUAUGCCAUCUAUGACUUCAUCGUCAAGGGCAGCUGCCUCUGCAACGGGCACGCCGAGCACUGUGUGCCAGCCAAUGGGUACCGCCCCGCCAGGCAGAGGAUCAAUCACGUGGUCCAUGGGAAAUGUGUGUGUAAACACAACACUGCCGGCGACCACUGUGAGCACUGUGUUCCCCUCUACAAUGACCAACCCUGGCAAGCUGCCAACGGCAUCAUAGGAGCACCUCGUGAAUGCAAGAAGUGCAAGUGUAACGGCCAUGCAGAUAGCUGUCACUUUGACCGUGGUGUGUGGUUGGCAUCGGGACGGCGUAGUGGGACUGUGUGUGACGUCUGCCACCACAACACAGAGGGCAGACACUGCCAGAGCUGCCGUAGAGGAUUCUACAGACACCCCAGCAGACCUAGCUCUGCCGCUGACUCCUGCACACCAUGUGCCUGCCACCCUGUAGGGUCUAGACCCGCGAUCUCAGGUGGCCAGGACCUCUGUAACCCUAGCAACGGGGCAUGCACCUGCAGAUCGGGCGUGGGUGGACCUCUCUGUGACAGAUGCAUUGUAGGGUUCUGGGGCUUCCAUGGUUACGGGUGCAGACCGUGUGACUGUACAGGUGGGGACUGUGACCCCUACACCGGGGACUGCUUGUCUGGCUCAGAUCUGGACGUGUACUAUACAGGAGGUGACAGCCACAUACACAGAGGACCUAGCAGUAGUGAGCUAGCAACACUGUUUAGGGUGGAGGAGCUGUUCUCUGCACUGCACCACUCUGAGAAAUGUCAGUGUAAGGUGGUGCCUAUAGGCAGCCCCAAACUCUUCUGUGCCAACGAGUAUGACUACGUGCUGAUGGUGAGGAUCAUUGCGGCCCGUGAUCAGGGCUCCCAUGCUGAGGUGGAGGUUAAGGUAAAGAAGGUCCUGUACCACGGCAGCCAGGUGAACAUCAAGAAAGGUCACAUCACCCUCUACCCAGAAUCCUGGACCACCCGAGGGUGCACCUGCCCCCUCCUUAACCCAGGAUCAGAGUAUCUGGUGGGGGGCCACGAGGACCGGAGGACGGGUCGUCUGCUGGUGAACACCAAGAGCCUGGUCAAACCCUGGAGGCCCAGCCUGGGACGCAAGCUCCUGCACCUCCUCAACAAACACUGUAGCUCCUCCUCCUCCUCUUCCUCUUCAAGGAAGACUGCAGCAGAGAGACUGCAGAAUGCAAACGUCUUUAGUCUGCAGAAGAAAAACUAGAGCCAUGGAACAAGAUGAAGAGAGGGAUGGAGAGUUAAAAGUUAUCCAUGUUUUGGUGGAUUGCAUGAGAAGGACGAUGAGCCGAAUAUAAAGACGUGUGAGAGUGUAUUUUUGGACGAAUGUGGGCUGGACAUGGGGAUACAGCCACAGCUUGGGCAAUAUGGGGAAAGCAGAACUCUUUUGCCAUUCAGGGCCUCAUUUGCCUGUUUCAUCCACAGACCCACGGAACACAUUUCUGAAACGAUGACCUCCACGGCAGGACCAUGAUGGAUAGUGUUCUGUGCUGAAUGGCACUGUGUGGCUCAGUUGGAAAGAGCAUGGCGCUGGCAACACUGAGGUUGUGGAUUCAAUUCCUGCAGGGAUCAUAAACAAAAACAUAUGCAAAAAAAUGUAUGCACUCACUGUAUUGCACGUCACUUUGGUUAAACGCGUGAGUCUGCUUAGUGGUAUAUAUUGGAUUAUAUAAUAUGAUGACAGGCAGCUGCACAGAGACAGAGUACAGACUCUCGUCUCCUUUUCUACAGGAAGAGGAAGAUACGUUUCCAAAGGGAAGACCAGAUAUCCUGAGUGAAGGUUUACUGUCUGAGGAAGAUUGAUUGAUUGAUUGAUCUGACUUCUCAUUCUGAUCUUGGAUGUUCCAGUCCCAAAGACAUAAGAGCCAAUGGGCUGGUGUUUAAAUCCACUUUAGAUUUGUCUCAGACUAUAGUUGAAACCAAGACAAAUAUAGAACCAAAAGGAUAUUAUUAAUGAAUGUUUUAUCAUACUGUCUAUCAAAUGACAGAGAUCUCUAUCUUCUAUGAUUAGCCUUCUGAUCUAUCCAAGGUUUUAUGUUUGGAGUCCUGAUGUUUGUAUCCUCAGUUCCUGGAGUUAUUGGCAGUAAACCUGCAGAAGCAUCA